CUGCAGGCCACCCAAUCUCCGUCCCUACCGCGCAUCUGCACAGUGCCUUCCCCGGCAGUCGUGUGCUUACAAGACAAGAGUUAAUAUGAGCCUUGGAAGAGAAAGAGGAAAAAAAUCACUUCCUUCCCUCCUUAUUCAGUAUCUCCUUGCGACCACCCGACCCAUCCCUCCGUUCGAGGCCUGUCUAUUGCCGGCGAAUGAUCAAUGGAAGUGGUCGGCUUCGACAGCCAAUCUCCACCCCCACGUGGGUCCUCAUCUGCCAUGGACUCAUGGAAAUUGGCCGCCAUUAAACGCGCUCCACCCGCCCUUCCCAACACGGUAGGUUGGGCGGACUGGUUUUCUGGGUCACGAAAAACAAUGGGGAAGAAGAACGACCUGGCCCGGAGGGAUUCAUGUCCGCCAUCGAACUGUAUCCACUGUCCCACUACCUGUGAUCUCGCUCAAAAUGCGAUACCUAGGAUAUCGGUCCAGCAACACCAACCAAUUUGGUAUCGAGGCCACGCACUGAUUCCAGCAGAUGUCAAAUAUCGAUCAAAACCUUCCCUGUCGCCGUUGUACGUAACUCGGACACAUCCAGAUCACCAGACGGGUUUCGCCUCAAGGGGGAUUCGUGGCCUUUUGCCGCAGCAGGGAUGGAGUAACAAGCAACCACGAUGGCGCAUCGCGCACUCUGGUUCGGUCACAAGUCAUUGCAAUCCAGAUCUACGGGAACACAGCCCCAUGCCAAGGCUAACGGUCGCCAACCCCAUGUCUGCGAUAGCCACUCGAGCAUAUCACUCUCUCAACUAUCAAAUCAGUUGCAUUCCUGAUCGUCCCGUUACCUCCUCUGGAGUAAAUCUAUAGGUGACGGACACUAUUUACAACAGAUAAGCCCCGAUGCCCCGAUACCCCGCCU
Aspergillus japonicus CBS 114.51 is the source of this 895-nucleotide messenger RNA. RefSeq lists its product as uncharacterized. Bases 205 to 843 code for a protein of 212 amino acids. Lineage: Eukaryota; Fungi; Ascomycota; Eurotiomycetes; Eurotiales; Aspergillaceae. The transcript has a single exon. The record is from RefSeq and is a predicted model, not a curated record.